CUUUAACGACUCAUUACUCUCACUAUAAGUAUAGCUAUUUUAUGUAAGCUUUCAUCAGUCAUCACUAACACAAAACCUUCCCCUCCUCUUUCUCUAUCUCUCUUUUCAGCUUUUCUAAAUAGUGGUGAGGAUACUCUCAGAAGCAUUGGCCAGCUUUUGCCUAUUGCCCAUGACUGCUAGGGGCAGUGACCCCAUAAGGGGUCGGUUUCGGCCGGAAAUGGCCAUGGCAUUGGCCAUUGUUCUGAUUUCUACUACUGUGGUUUCUGUUGCUGCUGAUGGUUACCCAUACAGUUCUCCUCCACCACCAACUUAUGAGUACAAGUCACCUCCACCAUCAACUCCUUCACCACCACCUCCUUAUGAGUACAAGUCACCCCCUCCACCACCCAUUGAACCUCCUUAUGAGUACAAGUCACCCCCUCCACCACCCAUUGAACAUAAGGCUCCACCAUAUGAGUACAAGUCACCUCCACCACCAUCUGCCUCACCCCCACCUCCUUAUGAGUACAAGUCUCCUCCACCACCUUCUUCAUCACCUCCACCUCCUUACUACUAUAAAUCUCCACCACCACCCUCUCCCUCACCUCCACCACCUUACUACUACAAAUCUCCUCCACCACCCUCUCCUUCCCCUCCUCCACCUUACUAUUACAAGUCUCCCCCACCACCAUCACCUGUUUACAAAUACAAUUCACCACCUCCACCAUCACCAACUUAUGUGUACAAAUCUCCUCCUCCUCCAACACCAGUUUAUAAAUAUAAAUCACCACCUCCACCAUCACCAACAUAUGUGUACAAGUCUCCUCCUCCUCCAACACCAGUUUACAAGUAUAAGUCACCACCUCCACCAUCACCAACAUAUGUGUACAAGUCUCCUCCUCCUCCAACACCAGUUUACAAGUAUAAGUCACCACCUCCACCAUCACCAACAUAUGUGUACAAGUCUCCUCCUCCUCCAACACCGGUAUACAAACCUCCAUACUACUACAAUUCACCUCCUCCUCCAACACCAGUUUACAAAUACAAAUCACCACCUCCUCCAUCACCAACUUACGUGUACAAGUCUCCUCCUCCACCAACACCAGUAUACAAACCCCCAUACUACUAUAACUCACCUCCUCCUCCAACACCAGUUUACAAGUAUAAUUCACCACCUCCACCAUCACCAACUUACGUGUACAAGUCUCCUCCUCCUCCCGCACCAGUUUAUAAGUACAACUCACCACCUCCUCCAACACCAGUAUACAAAUACAACUCACCACCUCCUCCAUCACCAGUUUACAAGUACAACUCACCACCUCCUCCAUCACCAGUUUACGUCUACAAGUCACCACCCCCACCAACACCUGUAUACAAACCCCCAUACUACUACAACUCACCUCCUCCUCCAACACCAGUGUACAAGUACAAUUCACCACCUCCACCGUCACCAACUUACGUGUACAAGUCACCACCCCCACCAUCACCUGUAUACAAACCCCCAUACUACUACAACUCACCUCCUCCUCCAACACCAGUGUACAAGUACAAUUCACCUCCUCCUCCAACACCGGUGUACAAAUAUAAUUCACCUCCUCCUCCAACUUACUACUACAAUUCGCCACCACCUCCGGUAAAAUCUCCUCCUCCACCAACACCUUACUACUACCAAUCUCCACCACCACCCAAGUACACUCCACCUCCAUACUACUAUAGCUCUCCUCCUCCCCCUGUUGUGUAUCCCCCACAUCCAUAUCACCACUCAUUGAUUGUGAAGGUAGUGGGUAAAGUCUACAGCUACAAGUGCUAUAACUGGGAGUAUCCUGAAAAGUCUCAUGACAAGAAACACCUCAAAGGUGCUGUUGUUGAGGUCAAAUGCAAAGCUGGAAGGAACAUCAUCAAGGCGUACGGUAAAACUAAGAACAAUGGAAAGUACGCCAUCACAAUUCCAAACUUUAACUAUGUGAAAUAUGGUCCCACAGUGUGCAAAGCCAAACUACAUGCUCCACCUAAAGGCUCUCCAUUCAACAUCCCAACUAAGCUCAAUGAGGGAACCGACUUGUGGGUAAAAUCUAAAGACAAGUAUGAAGUUGUGCUCAAGGCAAAGCCAUUCGCCUAUGCUUCUAAGAAGCAUUAUGAAGAAUGUGAAAAGCCUAAGCCUUCACCAACUCCUUACUACUACAAGUCACCUCCUCCUCCUACACCAACUUACAUAUACAAGUCACCACCCCCACCAUCACCAACUUAUGUGUACAAGUCACCACCUCCACCAUCACCUAUAUACAAACCCCCAUAUUACUACAACUCACCUCCUCCUCCAACACCAGUUUACAAGUACAAUUCACCACCUCCACCAUCACCAACUUACGUGUACAAGUCACCACCUCCACCAUCACCUGCAUACAAACCCCCAUACUACUAUAACUCACCUCCUCCUCCAACACCGGUUUACAAGUACAACUCACCACCUCCACCGUCACCAACAUACGUGUAUAAAUCACCACCACCACCAUCACCUAUAUACAAACCCCCGUACUACUACAAUUCACCUCCUCCUCCAACACCAGUUUACAAGUACAAUUCACCACCUCCACCAUCACCAACUUAUGUGUACAAGUCACCACCCCCACCAUCACCGGUAUACAAACCCCCGUACUACUACAACUCACCUCCUCCCCCAACACCAGUUUACAAAUACAACUCACCUCCUCCACCGUCACCAACAUACGUGUACAAGUCACCACCCCCACCAUCACCUGUGUACAAACCCCCAUACUACUACAACUCACCUCCUCCUCCAACCCCAGUUUACAAGUACAAUUCACCACCCCCACCGUCACCAACAUAUGUCUACAAGUCUCCACCCCCGCCAUCACCUGCGUACAAACCCCCAUACUAUUACAACUCACCUCCUCCACCAACGCCUGUUUAUAAGUACAAUUCUCCACCUCCACCGUCACCAACUUAUGUGUACAAGUCACCACCCCCACCAUCACCUGUAUACAAACCCCCAUACUACUAUAACUCGCCUCCUCCUCCAACACCAGUUUACAAAUACAGUUCACCUCCUCCUCCAACACCGGUUUAUAAGUACAAUUCACCUCCUCCACCAUCACCAACUUACGUGUACAAGUCACCACCCCCACCAUCACCGGUAUACAAACCCCCAUACUACUACAAUUCACCUCCUCCACCAUCACCAACUUACAAGUACAAUUCACCACCUCCGCCAUCACCAACUUAUGUGUAUAAGUCACCACCUCCACCAUCACCAACUUAUGUGUAUAAGUCACCACCUCCACCAUCACCUGUGUACAAACCCCCGUACUACUACAACUCACCUCCUCCUCCAACACCAGUUUACAAGUACAAUUCACCUCCUCCACCAACACCAGUUUACAAGUACAAUUCACCUCCUCCACCAACACCUAUAUACAAACCUCCAUACUACUACAAUUCACCUCCUCCUCCAACCCCAGUUUACAAGUACAACUCACCUCCUCCUCCAACACCGGUUUACAAAUACAACUCCCCUCCUCCUCCAACACCGGUUUACAAGUACAACUCCCCUCCUCCUCCAACACCGGUUUACAAGUACAACUCACCUCCUCCUCCAACACCGGUUUACAAAUACAACUCACCUCCUCCUCCAUCACCGGUUUACAAGUACAACUCACCUCCUCCUCCAUCACCUGUUUACAAGUACAACUCACCUCCUCCUCCAUCACCGGUUUACAAGUACAACUCCCCUCCUCCUCCAACACCGGUUUACAAAUACAACUCCCCUCCUCCUCCAUCACCGGUUUACAAGUACAACUCCCCUCCUCCUCCAUCACCGGUUUACAAGUACAACUCCCCCCCUCCUCCAACACCGGUUUACAAGUACAACUCCCCUCCUCCUCCAACACCGGUUUACAAGUACAACUCCCCACCUCCUCCAACACCGGUUUACAAGUACAAGUCACCACCUCCACCGUCACCAACUUACGAGUACAAAUCUCCUCCUCCUCCAACACCAGUUUACAAGUACAAAUCUCCACCUCCACCAUCACCUACAUAUGUGUACAAGUCUCCUCCACCACCAACACCAGUUUACAAGUACAACUCACCACCUCCACCAUCCCCAUCACAUCCCCCUCCAUACUAUUACAAUUCUCCCCCACCGCCAUCACCAUCCCCACCUCCACCUUACUAUUACCAAUCCCCACCACCACCAUCCUCUUCUCCACCACCUCCUUAUUACUAUCAAAGUCCUCCUCCCCCGUCUCCCACUCCUCAUACUCCCUACUACUACAAAUCCCCUCCACCACCAACGUCAUCUCCUCCACCUCCUUACCACUAUGUGAGUCCUCCCCCACCAACAUCAUCUCCUCCCCCACCAUACCACUACACAUCGCCACCUCCUCCCUCCCCGUCUCCUGCUCCCACAUACAUUUACAAAUCACCUCCCCCACCAGUGAAAUCGCCUCCCCCACCAGCUUACAUUUAUGCAUCCCCACCACCACCUAUCUACAAGUAAGCUCAAAAUGCAGCAACACCGUUCCGUAUAAAUCAUGUUUUAGUUUUCAUCAAGGAAUAAAUGCUACCUCCAUUUGGAACAAAGUGAAACUACCUUCCAGUCUAAGUUCUUUGAAUAAAAGUCUGAAUCUAUUAUCUCUACGCAACAUUAUUUGUUUUUCAGACAAAAUUGAGUCUAUUUCUUUGGUGGUGAUCUUGCACGUCCUGGUCUUGUUGUGCUCAAGUGACAUACAAAUCAAAAGGAAGCAAUAUUUGAAUGUAAAUGUCAAGUGAAAGUCAUAAGUACAGUCCACUUUUAGUGAUCUCUUUAAUUUAUUUGUGCAUAGAUGAAUAUGGUCGUGUAUGAUUGCUAUUAUAUUUAUUGUGGCAAUUUUGUAUUUGUGUUUGAAAUAAGAGUGCUAGUAACCAAGGAGAACAUUAGAUUUCUAUUCACUA
This is a messenger RNA of Lathyrus oleraceus (garden pea), 4932 nucleotides long. Its product is annotated as extensin-2. The record is from RefSeq and is a predicted model, not a curated record. Gene Ontology annotation, biological process: plant-type cell wall organization. The coding region runs from base 170 to 4498 and encodes 1442 amino acids. The transcript has 3 exons. Gene Ontology annotation, molecular function: structural constituent of cell wall. NCBI's taxonomy places the organism in Eukaryota, Viridiplantae, Streptophyta, Magnoliopsida, Fabales, Fabaceae.